AUGGAACGAGUCGAGCGCGAGCACGGUGCCAAGAAGCACAAGCUGGGCGUCGUUUCCGGCGUCUAUGUGCCUGUCUGCCUCAGCAUCUUGAGCAUUCUCAUGUUCCUGCGUUUUGGCAGCAUCCUUGGACAGAUUGGCCUCUUGGGCAUGCUCGGUCUCUUCGUCGUGUCAUAUCUCGUCGAUUUCGUGACGGCACUGUCCCUCUCGGCUGUCGCUUCAAACGGCGAGGUUAAGGGCGGUGGCACGUAUUAUCUCAUCUCUCGGUCCUUGGGACCCGAGUUCGGCGGCUCCAUCGGCCUCUUGUUCUACCUCUCCCAAGUGCUCAAUACCGCACUCAACGUCGUCGGUCUCAUCGACUGCAUCGACCUCAGUUUCGACUCGCUUGUACUACACGGCUACUGGUGGGGCUACUUUUCUCAGACCGUCGUUUUGGUCAUCUGCACAUCGCUAUGCUUCGCCGGCAGCGCUCUCUUUGCUAAGGCAAGCAAUGGCCUUCUUGUUGUCCUUGCCAUCGCAACCCUGAGCAUUCCCCUGUCUGUGCUCGUUCGGACGCCCUUUACAGACCCAGUGAGCGGCGUUGAGUUCACCGGCAUGCGGCUGGCCACGCUCCGGUCCAACCUCUUCCCCCAUUCUGGAGAGGACUUUGCCUUCCGUGGUCUCCACACAUUUCGGGACCUGUUUGGCAUCCUGUUCCCUGCCACGUCUGGCAUCUUUGCCGGUGCAUCGAUGUCGGGUGAUCUCCGGAAUCCGAGCAAGUCCAUCCCGGCCGGCACCCUCUGGGCCAUGGCCUCUACACUUUCCUUGUAUCUCGUCGUGAUUAUGUCACUAGCCUCCAGCACAACGCACAUGUCGCUCUUAACGCAGCCGAACAUCAUCAAGGAAACCAGCCUGUGGGCACCUAUCAUUUUGGCUGGCGAAUGCGCCGUGACAUUCUUCUCUGCCUUAAUGGGCCUUAUCGGAGCGUCCAAGCUGAUGCAGGCUCUUGGUAGAGACAAGCUGCUGCCCGGUCUAUCUGUGUUUGCGUGGGGCACGGAAAAACACGACGAACCUCUUCUUGCUCUCCUCAUGACGUACGCAAUUGCCCAGCUGGCGCUCUUUGCCAACCUCAACCAAAUCGCCACCUUCAUCUCCAUGGGCUACAUGGUGACAUUUUUUGUCAUGAACCUGGCUUGCUUCUUGCUCAAGAUUGGGUCCGCACCCAAUUUUCGGCCGGCUUUCAAGUUCUUCAGUUGGCAAACGGCCCUGCUUGGCAGUGUUAUGUCGGCCGCUGCCAUGUUCUUUAUUGACGAAACCUAUGCUACCUCGUCUGUCAUUUUGCUUGUCAUGCUUUUCUUGUUGAUCCACUAUCUCUGCCCGCCAAAACGCUGGGGUGAUGUCUCGCAAAAUCUGAUCUAUCACCAGGUCCGCAAAUACUUGCUCCGUUUGAAGCCCGAACACAUCAAAUUCUGGCGGCCUCAAAUCAUUCUAUUGACCAACGACCCCCGUCGACAAACUCGCCUUAUCCAAUUUUGCAACUCGAUGAAGAAGGGCGGCCUCUAUAUCCUAGGCCACGUCAUCGUCACGGAUGACUUCACGACAGGCGUCCUAGAAGCCAAGCUACAACAGACCUUGUGGUCGCAGUACAUUACCGAAUAUUCUCGCAUCAAGGCCUUCGUUCAGCUGACCAUGUCGCCGUCGAUCACAUGGGGCGCACGAAAUCUCAUCUUGGCAAGUGGCCUGGGUGGCAUGCGCCCGAAUAUUGCUGUUUUGGGGUUCUACAACAUGGACGAACUCCGCUCGACAAAUCCUGUCCUAAGGAUUCCAGAACUGCCAUUUUCAGAUGCCGCAGCCAUUCCGGCAGGACGAGCCGCAGGAACGGCAACAGAUCUGCCGUUGAAGGCCAGCAAUACAGCGGUCAUCCGGCCACGACGGCGCCGUGGUGAUACUACAUCUAGGAUUCUGGAAGGCGUCUUGCCAACAGAUGUGAUCAAGACGGAAGGCAUGAUGAAGGCCACCGAAUAUCUCACCAUUCUAGAAGAUCUGGCCUUGCGGCACCGCAUCAAUGUCGCUGUUGCCAAGGGAUUCCACAGCCUGGAGACGCCGCGGACAGAUGGGACUAACACGAAGAAGUACAUCGACCUGUGGCCCAUUCAAAUGUCAGCGGAGCUCGAAGCCGAUGGCAAGAGCGUCCUAACAACAAACUUUGAUACAUACACAUUAAUUCUCCAGCUCGGGUAUAUCCUCCACACUGUCCCGGCCUGGAAGCGAGUGUACAGUCUACGCGUCAUGGUAUUUGUUGAGUACGAAAAUGAAGUCGAGGAAGAACGUGGAAGAGUAGAAGCGCUGCUUGAAAAGCUACGCAUCACUGCCGAGGUACAUGUAUUUUGGCUGGCAAGCGGUGAUCUGACCACCUACGAAGCCAUUGUCCAAGGCGACGCCGACCCAUCCAUUGAAAAAAUUGUGGAUGAUGUAUUGGGGGACUCUUUGUGGUGGUCAAAGCUACAAGAAAUCCGCGGAAAAGGUACACCGCGGCGAAACAGCGGGAAUGAUGACAGCUCUUCAGUCGCAAAUUGGAAAGACGACGUACGCAGGCGACGUCCAAGCAUCGCGCACAUCGAAGAGCUGCAAAAGCACCAGACUGUGUCAGCCCUGGCUCGCUUUGGCGUGAGCUUGGGCAUCCGCACACAGAACUUGGCCGGGCAGCAGCCUGCUUAUCCACACUAUAAUCGCGACGACAACGGUGACGAAUAUAGCAGUGCGAUCAGUGACACCAGCUCCACGUCCGAUGAAGAAGAUUUUAACGCCACCGACUUCAACGAUGUUGAGAGUGCGGCUACCGAAGGCGACAUGGACGAUGUGGACGACGAAACAGAUGCCAUUCGUCGUCCGCUUCUGGCGGCACCUAAUCGCAGAAAAAGCCACGGCGAUGCAUUCGCCCAGAGACCAACAUUGCGCCGCAAAAAGACAGACGAGUCAAAGCGUGCAAAGCAGUCAACGUUUACAUCGACGGACCCUUCCUCACUUACGCCUGCUUUCAUGCCAUCGCUCAACACCGCUUCCGAUGGCACCUACGGCACCAUGUCAACCCCAGCGCUAUCUUCACUCAGUAGCCAGUCUGGCGAAGACAAGUCUCGACAGCAACAAGACACCUCCUCGUUGGCGGUAUAUGGCAAACCACCGCCAACAUCGUCGUCUAUACGCUUCUCGAGCAAUAUUGUGCCAGAAACUCGAAUUACGAAUCCCGAAGACUCGGGUCGCACAAUCAUGUUUGCUGAGAUAUCGGAGUCGAAUCGGCCAGAACGUCCGCCGUUUUCGCGGACAAAUUCGCGACAAAGCCGUGUUAGUCUCGCAGAAUCCGCGACGAAGAAACGUUCCAAGGCAGCGACACCACGACCAUCCGUCUCGUUUGCUGAGCCAGAAAGAGAUUUGUCCGCACAACAAGAGCAGCGACCGCAUCGUCCUCUCCUCUCACGACAUUCGUCAACGCCAGUCGUGCAGCGUGCAUCCUUCACCGAGGACGACUUAGGAGAAGAAAAUGGCGGCGACGACGUUCGCAUCGGCAUCACGGACCUGUUGGCCGACUACAAGUCCCGGCAGCGUGUUGAUAGUACCGCCAGCGGUAAAAGUAGCGGUAGCAAUGACAGCACCGACGACAGGAGUGGAACUGGCUCAAGCUAUUCUACUCAGGACUUGGCCCUGUCGUUCAACGACCUACCAUGCCGAGCACAGCACCUAAUCUUGAACGAGUUGAUGCGACAGCACAGCGGCGAAAGCGGCGAUCUGUCAGGCGGUGCUGCAGUCUUAUUCACAACGUUGCCGAUUCCAGACGAAGGCACCCAUCGUGACGAGAGUGCCAGCGUGCAGUAUUUAUCAGAUGUCGAGCUGCUCUGCCAGGGGCUGCCUCCAGUGCUCAUGAUUCUGAGCAACAACAUGACGGUCACGGUCAGCCUCUAG
Messenger RNA from Sporothrix schenckii 1099-18, 3933 nucleotides. RefSeq names its product solute carrier family 12 (potassium/chloride transporters), member 9. The record is from RefSeq and is a predicted model, not a curated record. The transcript is spliced from 4 exons. Gene Ontology annotation, biological process: potassium ion import across plasma membrane; potassium ion homeostasis; chloride ion homeostasis. Gene Ontology annotation, cellular component: membrane. The coding region runs from base 1 to 3933 and encodes 1310 amino acids. Gene Ontology annotation, molecular function: potassium:chloride symporter activity. Lineage: Eukaryota; Fungi; Ascomycota; Sordariomycetes; Ophiostomatales; Ophiostomataceae.